CUUACUAUACAGGGGGAGCAGCCUGUGGUGUCCUGUGUUAUUAUUAUUAUACAGGGGGAGCAGCCUAUGGUGUCCUGAUAUUAUUAUUAUUAUACAGGGGGAGCAGCCUGUGGUGUCCUGUUAUUAUUACUAUACAGGGGGAGCAGCCUGUGGUGUCUUGUUAUUUUUAUUAUUAUACAGGGGGAGCAGCAUGUGGUGUCCUGUUAUUAUUAUUAUUAUACAGCAGGAGCAGCCUAUGGUGUCUUGUUAUUAUUAUGCAGGAUGAGCAGCCUGUGGUGUCCUAUUUUUAUUAUUAUUAUAAUUAUUAUACAGGGGGAGGAGCCUGUGGUGUCCUGAUAUUAUUUUAAUACAGGGGGAGCAGCCUGUUGUCUCUUGUUGUUGUUAUUAUUACAAUACAGGAGUAGCAGUGUGUGGUGUCCUGUUAUCAUACCUCCCAACAUGACCCUCUCCAGGAGGGACACAAUGCUCUGCUUCUGGUCUUUUCUAUUAAUGUAAGAUUGCUGGCACCUGUUAUGAACAGGUUAAUGGAUAAGAAAGGUGUUUCAGCACAGGUGAUGGCAAUCAUAAAAUAGAGGGAAGUCCAGGAGCAGAGCAUUCUGUCCCUCCUGGAGAGGGUCAUGUUGGGAGGUAUGUGUUAUUAUUAUUAUUAUUAUACAGGAGGAGCAGUGUGUGGUGUCCUGUUAUUAUUAUUAUUACUAUUAUUAUUAUUAUUAUUAUACAGAGGGAGCAGCUUGUGGUGUCCUGUAAUUAUUAUUAUUAUACAGGAGGAGCAGCUUGUGGUGUCCUGUUAUUAUUAUACAGGGGGAGUAGCCUGUGGUGUCCUUUUAUUAUUAUUAUACUGGAGGAGCAACCUGUGGUGUCCUGUUAAUAAAGACAUAUGUUAUUAUGUUUAUGCUGGGGUGCAGCCUUUAGUGUCGUUGUUAUUAUUAUUAUUAAUUUUACUAUAUGAAAUUGUGGGGAUUGAAAAUAUUGCUCAAAUUCUCGGAUAUAUUAAAGCAGAGACCAUAAUAUACCUGGCAUGUGUAACAGAUGAUAAUUGAAGCAGUAUGAAGCAAAUGUAUAUCACACUCCUGGGAGUGUCACAGUGACAUCAUUUAGAUCUAUAGUAAUAAAGGAACUCCAGCUGUGGGGAACGGAGUCUUUAUUACACAUCACACGUUCUGUAUUCUCUCUGAUUCACAAAGGAUGGACAAGGACAGGAGUCACAGGACUGAGAGGAUAAUUAAUAUCACCCUGGAGAUCAUCUACCUGCUGACUGGGGAGGAUUACACAAUAGUGAAGAAGACAUCCAAUGAGUGUGAGAUAACCAGCAGCCAUCCCUGUGUAUCUGGAGGACUGAGUAGAACCCAGAGCCCCAUCACGGUGCCUCCACCUCACUCACUGACACAUGAAAGACACAAUGACCAGAAGAUCCUGAAACUCACCAACAAGAUCAUUCAGUUGCUGACUGGAGAGGAGGUGGAGUAUAUAGAGGAACACAGGGGUCUGUACAAGGACGUGAUGAUGGAGAAUCACCGGCCGCUCACAUCACUGGAUGGACCCAGUAACAGAGAUACCCCAGAGAGAUGUCCCCGUCCUCUGUAUUCCCAGGAUUGUACAGAGGAGAAUCACAGGAUCCCACAGGAGGAUCAGGGUGAAGCCCAAAUAAAUAAUGUUAAAGUCAAAGAUACAGAGGGAGAAGAAGAGACGUAUGUGACUGAUAUAAAGGCAGAAGAUAUAGAGGGAGAAGAAGAGAUGUAUCUGAGGGGUGAUCAGCAGUGUACGGAGGAGGAGAUCCCUACAGAUAUCAGCACAGCAGAUGGACACACAAGCAAGAACAUCUCAGAAGGACAUCUAAUGUUAUCCCUGGAUUCUGAAAUAACCGAUAACGACAGUAGACAGGAUUCUCCAGGAGCUAACCCCAUUACCCCAAUUAUACAUCCAGCUCUAUCAGCUGAUCCCUCUGAUCCUGGGAAAUGUUCUCCUGAUCACUCUGAUAUUGGUGCAUCUGUUACAGCUCUGACAGUAGAUACAGUGUUUCCCUGUUCUAUAGAUGCCAAAUGUUUUACACAGAACACAAAGCUUAUUACCCAACAGCCAGCUAAGGCAGGUGAGAGGCCACUGAUAUGUUCUGAGUGUGGGAAAUGUUUUACAUAUAAAUCAGCUCUUGUUACACAUAAGAGAACUCACACAGGUGAGAAGCCAUAUUCCUGUUCUGAGUGUAGGAGAUGUUUUGCAAAAAAAUCACAUCUUGUUAUACAUCAGAGAAGUCACACAGGUGAGAUGCCAUUUUCCUGUUCUGAGUGUGGGAAAUGUUUUGCAACAAAAUCACAUCUUGUUUUACAUCAGAGAAGUCACACAGGUGAGAAGUCGUAUUCCUGUUCUGAGUGUGGGAAAUGUUUUGCACAGAAAUCAAAUCUUGUUAUACAUCAGAGAAGUCACACAGGUGAGAAGUCGUAUUCCUGUUCUGAGUGUGGGAAAUGUUUUGCACAGAAAUCAAAUCUUGUUAUACAUCAGAGAAGUCACACAGGUGAGAGGCCGUAUUCCUGUUCUGAGUGUGGGAAAUGUUUUGCACAGAAAUCAAAUCUUGUUAUACAUCAGAGAAGUCACACAGGUGAGAAGCCGUUUUCCUGUUCUGCGUGUAAGAAAUGUUUUGCACGGAAAUCAGAUCUUGUUACACAUCAGAGAAGUCACACAGGUGAGAGGCCGUAUUCCUGUUCUGAGUGUGGGAAAUGUUUUGCACAGAAAUCAAAUCUUGUUACACAUCAGAGAAGUCACACAGGUGAGAAGCCGUUUUCCUGUUCUGAGUGUGGGAAAUGUUUUGCAUGGAAAUCACAACUUGUUACACAUCAGCGAUUUCACAGAUGAGAAGCCAUUUUCAUGCUGUGAGAGAAAUAAAUCCGCUCUUGUUGAACAUAUUAGACAUUACCAAAGUACAGAACCAUUUCAAUCUUCUGGAGUAUAAUUAUCACUGUCGUGCAAUGUUCCUCAAGGGUGAAUCCGAUCUCUUAUGCUUUAUAAAAUAUACAUGCUACCACUGGGUGAUAUAAUCAGACGUCAUGGCCUGGUCUACCACUGCUAUGCUGAUGACCUGCUUUUUGCUCCAUGUACUGAGAACCUAAUACCAAUAAAUGGUUGUCUAGCUGAGCGCCAGGGGUGGAUGAUGCCAGUUGGCUAUGACUCAGUCUUUGUGAAACAUAAUAGAAGCUCACCAACAAAGGACAAGACUACAGCUUUACCAACCAUCUGGAUUUAUGCUUUGGUGUUCAGAAUUGCAAAAUACUGAACAUGUGCUGAAUCUUUGUGUUGUCCUGGUAUGUGGCUGACACAGACAUCAGGUAUCUGCCACAUACAAAUCCUCAUUCUUCCAUCUGUGGACCAUAGCCAGAAUCAAGCACUUGAUUCCCUCAGAAGUUCAUAGACUACUGCAAUGCCAUCUACCUGGGUCACCCAGCAAAAGAAUUACAGAGCUUGCAGCUAGUACAGAAUGCAGCAGCCAAGCUGUUACCUAACCAGCUCAUUCCUGCCACAUAACACCCAUUCUCUAUUCCCUUCACCGGCUGCCUGUAAGAUGACAAAUCUAUUUCAUAAUUGGCUAACUGACCUUCCCAGCCCAAUAUUACAUGGUCCAAGGUACUAGAAGCAGCUUCUGCCUCCUUACUGCUCUGCUUGCUGGCUUCUACAGAUGGACUGUUACCAGCAGUACCAAGAGUCUCCUGUCAUUCAUUUAAGGGUUGAACUUUUAGCUUUGCAGCCCUGACCAUGGAACGUACUGCCUUGCACAGUCCAAGAGGCCUCCACUCUAGAGACCUUCACAAGCAGACUGAUGACUGUUACUCACGCUUUUCAUUAAUGUUCCUCUAUUUACUUCCUAAAUAAUACAUCCCAAAUGCUUAGGUCUUUUUUCUGCUGUUUAUUUUGUAUCUUGUGCUUUAUGUAAAUGUGAGUGUCUAAUACCAGUUUCCACAAUCUGUAUUGCUGCAUGACAAUAUGGCGGCCAUUGGAACGUGUUUUCACUUCUUCUAGUUUGCCUAACUUGUUGCAGACACUCAUCUUGAUAAGGAGUGCUGAGUGUUUUCUGAUACAAGAUCCUAUCUAUAUAUACCCUGUACAUUACCAUGUGCAUUAGAGUCACCCGGGUUCCAUCUGCGGUGGUUUGUUGUAUGUUACAUCUAUAUGGUGCGGAUACUCCCCUGUAUUUCAUAAUAAAAGCUUUUGUUUGCAUGUAAUUAUUGCAUUAAAUCUUUUGUUUUUUAUUCUGUUUUAUAUUCCCGUCUGAGUAAUUACGCCAUAAUGUCUAAUCUCGGAGUGGACCCCAGAAGAUGUAAAGAAACCAUGUAAGUGUUCCAUCAUUCUGUUUCGUGUAAGCAUACAGGUAAGUGAUGGCACGGUGGUCACUGACCGUCACCUUCAGGUGGUAUAAUGGAAGUGGGACUAUCUGGGCUUAUUCUAGUCUACUGCAGAAAUAAAAAAAAUCAGCCUUUAUCCUGCUUAAAAAAAUUACAAAGCCCAUAAAUCAAGCUUGGUCGGACAAGACAAGUCACAUUAAUGGUGGCACAUCAUAUAGGCUGAGGACCCAUGUUUCUGGGAUAUAUGGCAUAACUCCCUCUUCACCCACAAAAACCUUCCCUUCACCAUUCACAAUGUCCACCAUUGCCCCUUCAGAAGGGACACAACUUUCCUUUGCUUUUCCACCUCCUCCUUCACAGAGCCCAGGACCACCUCCAUGACCAUUUCAUGUUUAUCUGGAAGCCAGGCAUCUGGGAGGUUCAUGGCCUGAGAUGACCACAGAACCACCAGGUAGUGGGCAAGAAGAAUCCACAGCCUCCUGAGGAACUGGAGAGUCCAAGGAUCCACCCCACAUGAGGCAGAGAAGGGUCAACCACAGGGACUGGCUCACCUAUUUCCUUCCUAAAAGCUGCUCUUUACCCAGUUUGG
Molecule: messenger RNA, 4917 nt
Organism: Pseudophryne corroboree (corroboree frog)
Lineage: Eukaryota; Metazoa; Chordata; Amphibia; Anura; Myobatrachidae
Product: oocyte zinc finger protein XlCOF8.4-like
Exons: 7
Coding region: 1186-2847 (553 amino acids)
Biological process (GO): regulation of transcription by RNA polymerase II
Cellular component (GO): nucleus
Molecular function (GO): DNA-binding transcription factor activity, RNA polymerase II-specific; RNA polymerase II cis-regulatory region sequence-specific DNA binding
Source: RefSeq, a predicted model, not a curated record